AACAGUUCAUCUUCUGAAACCAGCGAAAACAUAUCAUAAAAACAAGGAGCCAUGGUGGCCUUUGAGAGAGCAGCCUUCUUACUGACGGUUUGCAUAUCCUGCGCCCUGUCCUUUCCCGAUGCCACUGGGUCAACAGGGGCUGGCUAUGGACAGAAUUCACUUUUGCCAUACCAGUUCGCAUACGACGUUAACGACAACUAUAAAGGAGUGGACUUUGGCCAACAGGAGAAAUCCGACGGGAAUGCUGUUACCGGAUCUUACCAGGUCGUUCUCCCAGACGGUCGCAUCCAAAAUGUAGAAUACAGAGCUGACCAUCAAUCAGGAUUUCUGGCCAAGGUCUCAUAUUCUGGCCAAGCUCAAUACCCUCAAACCUACGGCCCAGCCAUUACUUUUCCGCCUUCUUAUGGUAAUACCAACCAAGGAAAUGGCCAAGGUGGUAGUGGACUUGGCUAUGGAGGCCAGGGAAGCAACGCAUUCAAUUCUGGUAGUCAAGGAAACGACCUAGGAAACGAUGGUUUUGGCUAUGGAGGUCAAGGAAGCAAUGGAGUUGGUCACGGUGGGCAAGGUGGCAGUGGUUUUGGCUAUGGCGCCGUUGGAAGCAGUGGAUUUGGCAGUGGUGGGCAUGGAAGUAGCCCAAGUGGUAAUGGACUUGGGUAUGGCAGCCAAGGAAAUGGAAACAGUGCUAAUGGAUUUGGUAAUGGGAAUAAGGGCAGUAGCAUGAGUGGUGGAUAUAUGUACAGGGUGUGAUACAUAUGUUUAUGCUGCAAAUAAUGUAAAAUGCUAUAACAAUAAAUUUUAUUUCGUC
Macrobrachium nipponense is the source of this 805-nucleotide messenger RNA. RefSeq lists its product as uncharacterized. Bases 52 to 747 code for a protein of 231 amino acids. Lineage: Eukaryota; Metazoa; Arthropoda; Malacostraca; Decapoda; Palaemonidae. Gene Ontology annotation, cellular component: extracellular matrix. The transcript has 4 exons. The record is from RefSeq and is a predicted model, not a curated record.